AUGAGUUCUGGGAACGGCAGCUCGUUCGCGGUAAUGAUGAUGUUGAAGUCGAGACGACGGAUGUCGAUGCCGUCCGCACAUCCGGCAGCAAGAACAGCACAAGUCGUGUCCGGAAGCGGUUCUAGGGCCGCCUUUGGUGGCCAGUCCGGCCUAAAACGCGUUAGGAACCCCUCCUCCGCAUCGCAAGACGGCGCGGCUGGUGUUGAGUCGGUCAGGGGCUACGAGGGGUGGAGGGUUUUCGCCUUGGUCACGAACGGCGGCCUCGUAACCGUCCUUGAAUGGGGAUCCAGAAACGGGAAAAGGAUGCUGGUCGAGAAAAUUUGGCAUCACUUUGCCAUCAUCGACAAGCUCGCACGCGAAGCACGACGAAGUGGCCCGAUUCCAGGAGCAAGCAGAGGAGUGGAAAGAUCAUUCGACGGCCGGUCUGACAAAGCGGAGUUUGCAAUGAGGCGUGCAGCCAAUUCGAAGGGCUAUCAACAGAAGGCACGUCUCGACGCGUUGAUAGGCCGACUUGACGCCGCCGCGAAGAGGGACGGGUCGGGGCGUGAAGAAGAACGAGCCGAUGGGGCGCUGUGA
This is a messenger RNA of Mytilinidion resinicola, 576 nucleotides long. RefSeq lists its product as uncharacterized. The record is from RefSeq and is a predicted model, not a curated record. The transcript has 2 exons. Lineage: Eukaryota; Fungi; Ascomycota; Dothideomycetes; Mytilinidiales; Mytilinidiaceae. The coding region runs from base 1 to 576 and encodes 191 amino acids.